UCAUCGAACCAAGCCUCGUGAAUCGGUUAUGAUCUCCGGUUUUAUCUAUUCAUUUCGCUUCAUUUAUGUCACUAAUACAUUUAAAGUGAUAAAUUUAUGUAAAAAAUUAUAACUAAUGUUUCUGUUCCCGAUAAUUUCGAUAGUAAAUGUAAUGUCACAAAGUACGAGCGAACAGAAAAGGCUAACUAUUUAAAUUAAAAAAGCGUCCUUCCGUGGCGUUUGUCUUUAAACGUUUUCCAUACGUUUAGAAACUGUAACCAGUCAGUUGCGUUCUGCUGUCUGGUGUUGCCACGUAAACUUAUUUAUCGUUCACUUUGUUAUUUUAUUUCAAGUGUUUAAUAUCGUUUGCUUUUUAGGAUACAAUAUCCAUCAAUAUAUUCAUAUACGUUGAUAUUCUUGAAAUAAUAAGCCUGGACUUCAGAAUACAACAGAUAUGAGUGCAAAUAAUUGUUUCAAAAUUGAACAUGUCAGUAAAGAAGAUUUGAUUAUUUGGUUCCGUCGUACAGUUUCUCCGAAGUUCAAUGCAAUCGAAGACCUAUGGUCUGGAUCCGAUCUUUGCUUAGGAAUGGAAAUACUUUUCCCUGGCUCUGUUGAUUUACGGAAUAUAAAGAUUGACAGACUUACAGAAAACGAUCGGCGCCAUAAUUUUACUUAUCUUCAAACAGUUUUUGAGAAAAAUGGUGUUGAAAAAGAGAUUCCCGUUGAAGAUAUUUUAAAAGGAAAUUUUAAGAGUUGUUAUCAGUUUGGGCAAUGGUUCCGAUCAUUCUUUCUGGAGAAUUAUCAAGGCCAACCUUAUGAUAUAAACCAAAUUAGAGCCUCAUGCAAAAAGAAAAAGUUCAAGAAAAGGGCUACAAAAUCUCAAAAUAGAGAACAUUCUCAAGAUACAAAGGACUUCUCUGAAACGAAUGCUCAGUCACCAGUCGACAAAAACAAAGAAGAAACCUCGAAAUCAGGGAAUCACCGUGAUAAUGAAUCUGUUCAUAAAAACGCUAUGAUUCAACCGCCGAAGAUAUUCGUCAAAUCAAAGAAUUUGGCUGUGAAUAAUACGUUUCGGGUUCAAAAUGUAAGCAAAGAAGAUUUAAUUAUUUGGUUCCGCAGAGCAAUCGCUCCGAAAUUGUCCAGCAUUGGUGAAUUAGGAACCGGUGUCGAUUUUUGUGUUGGUAUAGGAAUAUUAUUUCCUGGCUCAAUUGCUUUUGAAGAUAUAAAAUUCAGUCCUGUUACCGACACGGAUAAACGCCAGAAUUUCAAAUGUCUUCAAGCUGCUUUUAAAAAUUUUGCAGUCGAUAAGGAUAUUCCAGUGGAGAACUUAAUAAAAGGAACCUUUAAAGGGAAUUUCUUCUUCGGAAAAUGGUUUAAAGCAUUUUUUCACGCAAACUAUAAAGGUCAAACGUAUGAUUUGUGUCGACUGCGUGGUUUGGGUAAUAAUAAUUACAACAAAAACAACAGAAAGAGUCAUUGUUAUGAAAAAUGUGAAAGGGAGAAUUCCGGUCAAGGUGACGCUUGCAGGAGAAAUAGUGAAUCUGGUGUUGAAGCGAUGGCAAAACAUGUUGAGUGCCACCGUAGAUGUAAGUUGAUAUUAGAAAAGGAAUCCCAAACAGAUUUGGACUAUGAAGCUGAUAUGAGCGACAAAGACAGGGAGUCGGAUAAUAACAAGAUAGAGAAACUUUCUGAAAAACUGCAACGGAUCGAAACUAUUUGCAGGAAUAAUCCAGACGAAGGAAUAUGUCUAAUGAUAUGGAAAGUACUCGCAGAGGCUUGAUUGGAUAAAACUGAAUAGAGUAUGACAGAAAGAUAUUGUGAAUGAAUAAAAAAAAAGUUGUUCUUUGAAUUGGAAAAAGAAUCCAA
Molecule: messenger RNA, 1845 nt
Organism: Octopus sinensis (East Asian common octopus)
Lineage: Eukaryota; Metazoa; Mollusca; Cephalopoda; Octopoda; Octopodidae
Product: microtubule-associated protein RP/EB family member 2-like
Exons: 1
Coding region: 434-1759 (441 amino acids)
Biological process (GO): regulation of microtubule polymerization or depolymerization; protein localization to microtubule plus-end; spindle assembly
Cellular component (GO): microtubule plus-end; microtubule organizing center; cytoplasmic microtubule
Molecular function (GO): microtubule plus-end binding
Source: RefSeq, a predicted model, not a curated record